AUGGCUCCACCGUGCCCUGACCGGUUGAGCGGCCUGCCGGACUGCCUCCUGCACGGCGUGCUCUCUGGCCUGGGGUCCCGGCAGGCAGUGCGGACAAGCUUGCUUUCCCGGCGGUGGAGGCAGCUCUGGCGCGACGUGCCCUGCGCCAACAUCGACGAGCGCGAGUUCGCCGACGACACAUGGGAGCGCUUCGAGGACUUCGCCGACCACAUGCUGACGUCGAUCCCACCGAAUACGCAACUCGACGCCUUCCGCCUGCAUCUGCUCAGAGGCAAGGACACCUACUGGAGCAGUUUCACCUUCCCCGACCGGUGGAUCCGCCGAGGCCUUCGGCACUUCCCGAUGACCAUCGACAUCCGCGCCGCCUCCCACAGCUUCUGGCUACCGUACUUGCCCUCGAUCUCACCGAACUCGUUAGACACGGUCUCUUCUGCCGCCAGCUACUACCGUCGCCUCACGACGCUGCACCUCGUCCAAGUCAGGAUCCAUGACAGCUUCACGAUGUACCUUGGCGAGUCCUGCCUGGUGGCUGGUGCUAGAGGAGCUCCACAUGGAGAGGUGCAAUAUAAUCACAAGUGA
Messenger RNA from Lolium perenne, 579 nucleotides. RefSeq names its product MEIOTIC F-BOX protein MOF-like. Gene Ontology annotation, molecular function: protein binding. NCBI's taxonomy places the organism in Eukaryota, Viridiplantae, Streptophyta, Magnoliopsida, Poales, Poaceae. The record is from RefSeq and is a predicted model, not a curated record.